Messenger RNA from Hibiscus syriacus, 467 nucleotides. RefSeq lists its product as uncharacterized. The transcript is spliced from 2 exons. Bases 1 to 459 code for a protein of 152 amino acids. The record is from RefSeq and is a predicted model, not a curated record. NCBI's taxonomy places the organism in Eukaryota, Viridiplantae, Streptophyta, Magnoliopsida, Malvales, Malvaceae.
AUGGGGUUUCUUGAGAGUAGUUGCAAAGCUCUCAAGUUUGCCCCAAAUAAGGUGGCGGGGUGCCGUGAAACCCUUUGGAAUUCUUUACCAGCUUGUUUAAUUAAGGAAUUUAUAAGCGGAAAAAUAAUGAGUGGAAGAGCAAGCAGUCCAGAGCUGGAAUUGACGCUGAACUUAUCACCGCCAAGGGCGCCUACCCUACAAGUCGGGUCCCCGAACACGUCGGUUUCCUCCUGGGAAACGUCGUCGGAGAGCUCGUGCGUGUCGUCGGAGCCCGACAACCAGACGACGAUGGUGCAAUAUCCGAGUAGCCCCGAAGAGACGUCGAUGAUGCUGUUGGGAUGCCGUCGAUGCUUCAUGUAUGUUAUGUUGUCGGAAGUGGAUCCCAAGUGCCCUCGAUGCAAGAGCACCGUGUUGCUUGAUUUCCUUAACGAAGAGAAUAACAAAAAGACAAGGAACUAGAUGAACAA